This is a messenger RNA of Tetrahymena thermophila SB210, 285 nucleotides long. Its product is annotated as transmembrane protein, putative. NCBI's taxonomy places the organism in Eukaryota, Ciliophora, Oligohymenophorea, Hymenostomatida, Tetrahymenidae. The record is from RefSeq and is a predicted model, not a curated record. The transcript is spliced from 2 exons.
AUGACGUUAAAAUUGGCUGACUUUAUAAAUAGCUAGCUGUCACUAUAUUUAGAAAGUUAAAUAAACCAGAUUUAAAAAAAUACAGUUUUAAGAAUAGAAAGCAUGAUAGUGAGUAAGAAAAAAAUAUUGCUAAGAUAGCUAGUUUGUAGGCUUUUGGGUAUUUAUUAAUAUUUAAUGAUGACCAAAUUAUUCAGACAAUUUUUUAGUUUCAUGCUAGAAUUUCUCUACUCCCUCCAUCCCUUCUUGUUUGUAUUGAUUAAUUUAAUUUAUUAUAUCAAAUAGUGA